AUGGCUACCUUUCAGCUGGAGCACUCCCGCCCCUCGUCCCGCCCCCACCACGAGCACACCCGCCCUCGUCCCACCCCCACCACGAGCACUCCCCCCUCGUCCCUCCCCCACCACGAGCACACCUCCCCUCGUCCCUCCCCACCACGAGAGCACCCCCCCUCUGUUGUACCUGCAAGUGUUGCACCUGCAAGUGCUGCACCUGCAAGUGUUGCACCUGCAAGUGUUGCACCUGCAAGUGUUGUACCUGCAAGUGUUGUACCUGCAAGUGUUGUACCUGCAAGUGUUGUACCUGCAAGUGUUCCACCUGCAAGUGUUGUACCUGCAAGUGUUGCACCUGCAAGUGUUGCACCUGCAAGUGUUGUACCUGCAAGUGUUGUACCUGCAAGUGUUGUACCUGCAAGUGUUCCACCUGCAAGUGUUGCACCAGCAAGUGUUGUACCAGCAAGUGUUGCACCUGCAAGUGUUGCACCUGCAAGUGUUGUACCUGCAAGUUUUGUACCUGCAAGUGUUGCACCUGCAAGUGUUGUACCUGCAAGUUUUGUACCUGCAAGUGUUGCACCUGCAAGUGUUGUACCUGCAAGUGUUGUACCUGCAAGUGUUGCACCAGCAAGUGUUGCACCUGCAAGUGUUGUACCUGCAAGUGUUGCACCUGCAAGUGUUGUACCUGCAAGUUUUGCACCUGCAAGUGUUGCACCUGCUAGUGUUGCACCUGCAAGUGUUGCACCUGCAAGUGUUGUACCUGCAAGUGUUGUACCUGCAAGUGUUGUACCAGCAAGUGUUGUACCAGCAAGUGUUGCACCUGCAAGUGUUGUACCUGCAAGUGUUGUACCUGCAAGUGUUGCACCUGCAAGUGUUGUACCUGCAAGUGUUGUACCUGCAAGUGUUCCACCUGCAAGUGUUGCACCUGCAACAAGUGUUACACCUGCAAGUGUUGUACCUGCAACUGUUGCACCUGCAAGUGUUGCACCUGCAAGUGUUGUACCAGCAAGUGUUGUACCAGCAAGUGUUGUACCAGCAAGUGUUGUACCAGCAAGUGUUGUACCAGCAAGUGUUGCACCAGCAAGUGUUGCACCUGCAAGUGUUGUACCUGCAAGUGUUCCACCUGCAAGUGUUGCACCUGCAAGUGUUGUACCAGCAAGUGUUCCACCUGCAAGUGUUGCACCUGCAAGUGUUGCACCUGCAAGUGUUGCACCUGCAAGUGCUGUACCUGCAAGUUUUGCACCUGCAAGUGUUGUACCAGCAAGUGUUGUACCUGCAAGUGUUGUACCAGCAAGUGUUGCACCUGCAAGUGUUGCAACUGCAAGUGUUGUACCUGCAAGUGUUGUACCUGCAAGUGUUGCACCUGCAAGUGUUGUACCAGCAAGUCUUGCAACUGCAAGUGUUGUACCUGCAAGUGUUGUACCUGCAAGUUUUGUACCAGCAAGUGUUGUACCUGCAAGUGUUGUACCUGCAAGUGUUGCACCUGCAAGUGUUGUACCAGCAAGUGUUGCACCUGCAAGUGUUGCACCUGCAAGUGUUGCACCUGCAAGUGUUGUACCUGCAAGUGUUGUACCUGCAAGUGUUGCACCUGCAAGUGGUGCACCUGCAAGUGUUGUACCAGCAAGUGAUGCACCUGCAAGUGUUGUACCUGCAAGUGUUGUACCUGCAAGUGUUGUACCAGCAAGUGUUGUACCAGCAAGUGAUGCACCUGCAAGUGUUGUACCUGCAAGUGUUGUACCUGCAAGUGUUGCACCUGCAAGUGUUGUACCUGCAAGUGUUGUACCUGCAAGUGUUGCACCUGCAAGUGUUGUACCAGCAAGUGUUGCACCUGCAAGUGUUGUACCAGCAAGUGUUGCACCUGCAAGUGUUGCACCUGCAAGUGUUGUACCUGCAAGUGUUGUACCUGCAAGUGUUGUACCUGCAAGUGUUGUACCUGCAAGUGUUGUACCUGCUAGUGUUCUACCUGCAAGUGUUGUACCUGCAAGUGUUGUACCAGCAAGUGUUGCACCUGCAAGUGUUGUACCAGCAAGUAUUAUACCUGCAAGUGUUGUACCUGCAAUUGUUGCACCUGCAAGUGUUGUACCUGAAAGUGUUGUACCAGCAAGUGUUGUACCUGCAAGUGUUAUACUAGCAAGUGUUGUACCUGCAAGUGUUGUACCAGCAAGUGUUGCACCUGCAAGUGUUAUACUAGCAAGUGUUGUACCUGCAAGUGUUGCACCUGCAAGUGUUGCACCUGCAAGUGUUGCACCUGCAAGUGUUGUACCUGCAAGUGUUGUACCUGCAAGUGUUGCACCUGCAAGUGUUGUACCUGCAAGUGUUGUACCAGCAAGUGUUGCACCUGCAAGUGUUAUACCUGCAAGUGUUGCACCUGCAAGUAUUGUAUCAGCAAGUGUUGCACCUGCAAGUGUUGUACCUGCAAGUGCUGCACCUGCAAGUGUUGUACCUGCAAGUGCUGCACCUGCAAGUGUUGCACCUGCAAGUGCUGCACCUGCAAGUGUUGUACCUGCAAGUGUUGCACCUGCAAGUGUUGUACCUGCAAGUGUUGUACCUGCAAGUGUUGUACCUGCAAGUGCUGCACCUGCAAGUGUUGUACCUGCAAGUGUUGUACCUGCAAGUGCUGCACCUGCAAGUGUUGUACCUGCAAGUGCUGCACCUGCAAGUGUUGUACCUGCAAGUGUUGUACCUGCAAGUGCUGCACCUGCAAGUGUUGUACCUGCAAGUGCUGCACCUGCAAGUGUUGUACCUGCAAGUGCUGCACCUGCAAGUGUUGCACCUGCAAGUGCUGCACCUGCAAGUGUUGUACCUGCAAGUGCUGCACCUGCAAGUGUUGCACCUGCAAGUGUUGUACCUGCAAGUGUUGUACCUGCAAGUGCUGCACCUGCAAGUGUUGUACCUGCAAGUGUUGUACCUGCAAGUGCUGCACCUGCAAGUGUUGCACCUGCAAGUGCUGCACCUGCAAGUGUUGCACCUGCAAGUGCUGCACCUGCAAGUGUUGCACCUGCAAGUGCUGCACCUGCAAGUGUUGUACCUGCAAGUGUUGCACCUGCAAGUGUUGCACCUGCAAGUGUUGUACCUGCAAGUGCUGCACCUGCAAGUGUUGCACCUGCAAGUGUUGUACCUGCAAGUGCUGCACCUGCAAGUGUUGCACCUGCAAGUGUUGUACCUGCAAGUGUUGUACCUGCAAGUGUUGCACCUGCAAGUGCUGCACCUGCAAGUGUUGUUCCUGCAAGUGCUGCACCUGCAAGUGUUGCACCUGCAAGUGUUGUACCUGCAAGUGUUGUACCUGCAAGUGCUGCACCUGCAAGUGUUGCACCUGCAAGUGUUGCACCUGCAAGUGCUGCACCUGCAAGUGUUGUACCUGCAAGUGCUGCACCUGCAAGUGUUGUACCUGCAAGUGCUGCACCUGCAAGUGUUGUACCUGCAAGUGCUGCACCUGCAAGUGUUGUACCUGCAAGUGCUGCACCUGCAAGUGUUGUACCUGCAAGUGCUGCACCUGCAAGUGUUGUACCUGCAAGUGCUGCACCUGCAAGUGUUGUACCUGCAAGUGCUGCAACACGUCUCGCUCCAAGACACUUUCUGGCAAGUCACCACCAAAGGUCCUCAGUCGCCACCAAAGGUCCUCAGUCGCCACCAAAGGUCCUCAGUCGCCACCAAAGGUCCUCAGUCGCCACCAAAGGUCCUCAGUCACCACCAAAGGUCCACAGUCACCACAAAAGGUCCUCAGUCACCACCAAAGGUCCUCAGUCACCACCAAAAGUUCUCAGUCACCACCAAAGGUCCUCAGUCGCCAUCAAAGGUCCUCAGUCGCCACCAAAGGUCCUCAGUCACCACCAAAGGUCCUCAGUCACCACCAAAGGUCCUCAGUCACCACCAAAAGUUCUCAGUCGCCACCAAAGGUCCUCAGUCGCCAUCAAAGGUCCUCAGUCGCCACCAAAGGUCCUCAGUCGCCACCAAAGGUCCUCAGUCGCCACCAAAGGUCCUCAGUCGCCACCAAAGGUCCUCAGUCACCACCAAAGGUCCACAGUCACCACAAAAGGUCCUCAGUCACCACCAAAGGUCCUCAGUCACCACCAAAAGUUCUCAGUCACCACCAAAGGUCCUCAGUCACCACCAAAGGUCCUCAGUCGCCACCAAAGGUCCUCAGUCGCCACCAAAGGUCCUCAGUCGCCACCAAAGGUCCUCAGUCGCCACCAAAGGUCCUCAGUCGCCACCAAAGGUCCUCAGUCGCCACCAAAGGUCCUCAGUCGCCAUCAAAGGUCCUCAGUCGCCACCAAAGGUCCUCAGUCGCCACCAAAGGUCCUCAGUCGCCACCAAAGGUCCUCGGUCGCCACCAAAGGUCCUCGGUCACCACCAAAGGUCCUCGGUCACCACCAAGGUCCUCGGUCACCACCAAAGGUCCUCAGUCGCCACCAAAGGUCCUCGGUCACCACCAAAGGUCCUCAGUCGCCACCAAAGGUCCUCAGUCACCACCAAAGGUCCUCAGUCACCACCAAAGGUCCUCAGUCACCACCAAAGGUCCUCAGUCACCACCAAAGGUCCUCAGUCACCACCAAAGGUCCUCGGUCACCACCAAAGGUCCUCGGUCACCACCAAAGGUCCUCGGUCACCACCAAAGGUCCUCGGUCACCACCAAAGGUCCUCGGUCACCACCAAAGGUCCUCGGUCACCACCAAAGGUCCUCAGUCACCACCAAAGGUCCUCAGUCACCACCAAAGGUCCUCAGUCACCACCAAAGGUCCUCAGUCACCACCAAAGGUCCUCAGUCACCACCAAAGGUCCUCAGUCACCACCAAAGGUCCUCAGUCACCACCAAAGGUCCUCAGUCACCACCAUAGGUCCUCAGUCACCACCAUAGGUCCUCAGUCACCACCCUCAGUCACCACCAAAGGUGCUCAGUCACCACCAAAGGUCCUCAGUCACCACCAAAGGUCCUCAGUCACCACCAAAGGUCCUCAGUCACCACCAAAGGUCCUCAGUCACCACCAAAGGUCCUCAGUCGCCACCAAAGGUCCUCAGUCACCACCAAAGGUCCUCCAAAAGGUCCUCAGUCACCACCAAGGUCCUCAGUCACCACCAAAGGUCCAGUCACCACCAGGUGCUCAGUCACCACCAAAGGUCCUCAGUCACCACCAAAGGUCCUCAGUCACCACCAAAGGUCCUCGGUCACCACCAAAGGUCCUCGGUCACCACCAAAGGUCCUCGGUCACCACCAAAGGUCCUCAGUCACCACCAAAGGUCCUCAGUCACCACCAAAGGUCCUCAGUCACCACCAAAGGUCCUCAGUCACCACCAAAGACUCAUCCCCUCACCCCUCCCUCAUCACCCUCACCCCUCACUCAUCACCCCUCACUCAUCCCCUCACCCCCCUCAUCCCCUCACCCC
Molecule: messenger RNA, 5361 nt
Organism: Procambarus clarkii (red swamp crayfish)
Lineage: Eukaryota; Metazoa; Arthropoda; Malacostraca; Decapoda; Cambaridae
Source: RefSeq, a predicted model, not a curated record